AUGUGGACGCCAUUGCUGGUUGCUUGCAAGGGAGGGCAUGUUGAGGCCGUGAAACGGCUGGUGAACAGUGGUGCAAAAAUUGCUACGGUGGAUAAGGACGGGGCUACACCGUUGUAUGUUGCAUCUGAGAAUGGCCACGCUGGCGUCGUAGCAUACCUCUUAGAAAAAGGAGUUGACGUGAAUGCAAGGAAAAAAGAUGGGUGGACGGCGAUGAUGAUUGCUGCUAAAAAUGGCCAUGUUGACGUCCUCAAAGAGCUUUUGAAACAUAAGGCGGAUAUUAAUGCAGAGACUGAAGAGGGGUGGACCCCGUUGAUACUUGCCGCUUUCCACACUCGAUUUCCAGUUGUCAAAUUCCUGGUUUCAAGUGGAGCCAAUGUUUCCAAGAAAAACAAAAAUGGGAUGACUCCGCUGCACAUCGCAGCUGCAAAUGGAAAAACUGACGUUGCAAGGUAUUUAGUGACGAGAAAGAAGGUAAACAUAGAAGCAGUGAACAAAAAUGGGGUAAGAUUUCUUGCAAAACAUUUGAAAGCUUACUAA
This is a messenger RNA of Enterobius vermicularis (human pinworm), 537 nucleotides long. The record is from the annotation of a GenBank genome assembly. Lineage: Eukaryota; Metazoa; Nematoda; Chromadorea; Rhabditida; Oxyuridae.